Molecule: messenger RNA, 1163 nt
Organism: Ambispora gerdemannii
Lineage: Eukaryota; Fungi; Glomeromycota; Glomeromycetes; Archaeosporales; Ambisporaceae
Source: the annotation of a GenBank genome assembly
UUAUAAUUGAGCCGAAUAAAGUUUUUCUGGUAACCGAAUGGGCUACCGAAUUAAGUUUGAAAGAUUUCUAUCAACGUAGGAGAUUGGAUUGGAGUCUACAAAUACAAUUCGCUUUAGAUAUCUCUAAAGGAUUGACUUAUUUAAAAAGCGCCGAGAUUCUACAUCACGAUAUUCGCAGUCAAAAUAUUUUUAUUACAAAUGGCAAUCCGCGAUAUACAGCAAAAAUCGGCAAUUUCGGUUUAAGUCGUGGUUUAAGAGAAGCUACCAGAGAUAUUCGAGCAGAUGUCGAUAAUGUUCGAUACAUGGCGCCAGAGAAACUUGAGGAGAAUACACAUACAUAUCGAUAUGAUUUUAAGUGUGAGAUAUAUAGUUUUGGAGUGCUUCUCUGGGAAAUAGCUGAACAAAGGGUUCCAUUUCAAUAUCUUAAUGAUGAUAUUCUAAAAAUUCGUCAGAGGGUUCUUGACGAUAAUCGAGAGCAAUUUUCUUUACCAUUGCAAGUUCCAAUUAAAUGGGUAGAGCUUGUUAAGAAAGCUACAAGCUUUGAGAAGACGGAUCGCCCAAAACUUUCGACGAUAUUUACAGAACUAUUUGAUCUUUUUAAAAUACAUCUUCCGGCUACUCAUCACCCUAAUAAUUAUCCAGAUAUUCUUUUUCCGUCAAAUCCAAAACCCUUCCAUACUGUUCAAGAUGCCAUUGAUCUUCAUAAACUCAAAGGCGGUGAUCGUCAAUUGGCAAAUCAAAUAUUUUGCGACUAUGCGGCGUUGGGCGAUUCCACGGCGAAAUAUUGGGUCGGAUAUUACUUGUAUUAUAAUUGCUUAAAUAACAAAGAAACUUUCGAGCAACGCCAAGACGCAAUAGUACGAGCUGCACAAUAUUUUAAAGAAGCAGCUGAUAAGGAUGUGCCUGAGGCUCAACUUCGAUAUGGCCAUUGUCUAUGGAAAGGCGAAGGUAUCGAAAAAAAUGGAUCAUUGGCCGUGGAAUAUUUUUUGAAAUCUGCACAUAAUGGAAACUCAACUGCUAUGUAUAACGUUGGGAACAUGUAUUUCAGUGGAAAUGGAGUAAUUCAAGAUAAAGAAAAAGGAACAUACUAUCUCAAGAGUGCAGCAUUAAUGGGUCAACCGAAAGCUAUCGAAAUAUGCAAAAAAAAUAAUCUUCGACUUUAA